GGGAACGCACUGCUUGGACUGGAAGCGACCCGCGUCCACCACCGCCGCUUUCCCCGUCUCCCCCUCACCGCGCGGCGACGCCGAGCGACCCAGCGGCGAGCCCGGCAUGCAUCACGACCCCAACCCCUUCGACGAGGGCACCGCCGGCGACGAGAACCCCUUCUCCAAUGGAGGAGGCCGCGGCGGGAAGCAGCAGCACGGCUUCCGGCCGACCGAGCCCGUCGGCUUCGGCGGCGGCGGCAGCAGGGGCGACGCCACCGUCGACGUGCCCCUCGGCAACAUGGGCGACUCGAAUGGCAAGGCGAGGGAGCUCUCGUCGUGGGAAUCAGAUCUGAGGCGGCGUGAGGCGGAUAUCAAAAGGAGGGAGGAGUCGCUGAAGAAUGCUGGAGUGCCCAUGGAGGAGAAGAAUUGGCCACCUUUUUUCCCGAUUAUCCACCAUGACAUCGCCAAUGAGAUACCUGCCAACGUGCAGAAGUUACAGUAUCUGGCGUUUGCAAGCUGGCUUGGAAUUGUGCUCUGCCUGUCCUGGAACUUUAUUGCUGUCAUAGUCUGCUGGAUCAAGGAGGGAGAUUCAAAGCUGUUCUUCCUUGCUACAAUCUAUGCUUUGCUUGGAAUUCCCCUUUCUUACUUGAUGUGGUAUCGACCCCUCUAUCGUGCAAUGAGGACUAACAGUGCAUUCAGUUUUGGAUGGUUUUUCCUGUGUUAUCUGAUCCACAUUGGUUUUUGCAUAAUUGCUGCCAUUGCUCCGCCAAUUGUAUUCCAAGGGAAAUCAUUAACGGGCAUAUUGGCCGCGAUCGACACUUUCUCUGAGCAUUUGAUAAUUGGGAUCUUCUACUUCGUGGGGUUUGCACUAUUUUGCUUGGAGACACUGCUGAGCAUCGGGGUUCUUCAGAAAGUAUACAUGUACUUCCGAGGGCAUAAGUGAAGCGGUCUGGGAUGGAAAGUUUUCCGAAGUCUAUAAGCAGCAGUGAUUGUGUCCAUAUGUGUCAGUACACCUUGAGUCUGUUCUGUUCUGCCAAAGGUUGUCGAAAAAUGCUUCUGAGCCUGAAUGGAGUAUGGAAGGUAGCCCUGCUACUAUAGGAUGUUCUCUAUGGGGUGUUGAGAUUCUUUAUAUGCUGUACUUCGUGUGUUAUCUGGUAGAUCUCCUGCAAGUUUGGCAUGUCGGUGAACAUUACAAGUAGUCAGUAGUUAAACGAAGAAUAUGAACAACUAGGCAGGAAUCAUGUUCUUUCGAGAAUUAGUGGCGAUGCUCUGCUAUGUGCUUUGGAUGACUAGAUGUUUGUUAAAUUGCCCAGUUAUAGCAAAUUCGUCCGGUGUCACUUGAUGCGAUGCUA
Molecule: messenger RNA, 1334 nt
Organism: Triticum dicoccoides
Lineage: Eukaryota; Viridiplantae; Streptophyta; Magnoliopsida; Poales; Poaceae
Product: secretory carrier-associated membrane protein 6-like
Exons: 12
Coding region: 107-925 (272 amino acids)
Biological process (GO): protein transport
Cellular component (GO): trans-Golgi network membrane; recycling endosome membrane
Source: RefSeq, a predicted model, not a curated record